AUGGUGCAGAACCUUGGCUGGCUGGCGCUGAUUGCCUCGAUCGGCGAUGGGCAACAAGCUGAUAUGCUGGACUUUCUGCGCUUUGAAACCUGCAGCAGCCUCGGCAGCGUCUUUUGCUCCGCCCCCAGGCACAAUCCCGUCUGGGGCGCCAUCUAUCUUCUCCGAGGUCAAGUUUCUGUCCAAUUUCAGAACUCCUGUCACCAACGCCGCCAGGAAAUCGAGAAGGAAGAAUCCUCUGAUCGCCGCCACGAAGCAAUGGAAAUCGUCAAGGAGGGCCCGGAUGCGCGAGAGUGGUAUAUGCAAAACCAUGACGACUUUAAUUGA
Fonsecaea erecta is the source of this 324-nucleotide messenger RNA. RefSeq lists its product as hypothetical. Bases 1 to 324 code for a protein of 107 amino acids. Lineage: Eukaryota; Fungi; Ascomycota; Eurotiomycetes; Chaetothyriales; Herpotrichiellaceae. The record is from RefSeq and is a predicted model, not a curated record. The transcript has a single exon.